Messenger RNA from Caenorhabditis remanei, 870 nucleotides. RefSeq lists its product as uncharacterized. The coding region runs from base 1 to 870 and encodes 289 amino acids. Gene Ontology annotation, molecular function: protein binding. The transcript has 3 exons. The record is from RefSeq and is a predicted model, not a curated record. NCBI's taxonomy places the organism in Eukaryota, Metazoa, Nematoda, Chromadorea, Rhabditida, Rhabditidae.
AUGCUGGGCGACACAAUCGAGUAUCAAAGCGACAAUUUUUCUGUCAGCACCGGCACAAAUGUUUUGGAGACGAAGACCCAUAAUGGAAUCACAUGUGUCUGGAGCGGAAAGUUCACCAACUAUCAAAUUAAUUUCUCAUGGAAAUUCGAUUGGAAUAAUUUCAAAAACGAAGGAGUCGAUGAGAUCACUGGACACAUCACAGUCUACUCUGUGAAUAAUUACUUCACCGCAAAACAAAUUGAUGUUAAUAUCACAGAAGACAACCAAGUGAUCACACAUCAAUUUGCACACAGUUAUAACUCCGAUACUUGUUACUUUCAAUAUUCUCUCAUUCCUUACUACCCUCCAAUUCCUGUGAAUUACGACAAGAUGUUUCAGCCUUCCGACAAGAACGAUGCGAUUCUGAUUGUCGACGGAAAAAAGCUUCAUGUUAGCAAAGCGUUCCUUUCCUACCACUCCGAAUACUUCAGCGCUCUCUUCUCAUCGAAUUUCAAAGAAGGACAAAUGGAUGAAAUUCCGAUCGGAGAAGUCUCUUACGAAGAUUUUGCUCAACUUCUCAGCACUUUUUACCCAAAUCCAGUGUUCCCUUGUGACAAAACUGUAGAGAAGCUGUUGGAAAUGGCCAGUCGUUUCAUGGUUUCUUCAGUUAUCAACAUCAUUGAAUAUCAUCUUCUAAACAAUUCUAAAAUUAAUAGUGAGAAGAUGUUGUGGAUGGCUGACCAGUUUGUGAUGCCAAACCUUCUGGAGAAGUGUAUUCGUGGACUGAAUACCGUGGAGAAAGCGAAGAAAUUGGAUCAAUCUCCGGAAUACAAGAAGCUGUCAGAUAAUGCCAAAGCUAAAGCUCUCGAUCGUCUUAUCAAAUUGUUCUAA